CGCCGCCUAUGCGGGCGCCGCGGGGCCGGGCGAGCCAUGGACGGCGGCGGCGGCGGGGCGCCGCCCGCCCUGGAGAAGAACGCGGCGGAGCUGACGGUCAUGGACGUGUACGACAUCGCCUCGGCCGUGGGGCAGGAGUUUGAGAGGGUGAUCGACCAGCACGGCUGCGAGGCCAUCGCCCGCCUCAUGCCCAAGGUGGUGCGGGUGCUGGAGAUCCUGGAGGUGCUGGUGAGCCGCAACCACAUCAACCCCGAGAUGGAGGAGCUGCGCCUGGAGCUCGACCGCCUGCGACUGGAGAGGAUGGACCGCAUCGAGAAGGAGAGGAAGCACCAGAAGGAAUUAGAACUGGUGGAGGAUGUCUGGAGAGGGGAAGCACAGGAUCUUCUUACCCAAAUUGCACAGCUGCAGGAGGAGAAUAAACAACUGAUGACAAACUUGUCUCACAAAGACAUUAAUUUCACAGAAGAGGAAUUUCAGAAGCAUGAAGGGAUGUCAGAGAGAGAGCGGCAAGUCAUGAAGAAGCUGAAAGAAGUGGUAGAUAAACAGAGGGAUGAAAUCAGAGCAAAGGACCGGGAACUCGGACUUAAAAAUGAGGAUGUAGAGGCUCUUCAGCAGCAGCAGAACAGGUUAAUGAAGAUUAACCACGACCUGCGGCACCGGAUCACAGUGGUUGAGGCCCAGGGGAAGGCACUGAUCGAGCAGAAGGUGGAGCUGGAAGCGUAUCUGCAAACCAAGGAGCAGGAGAUGGGCAACCUGCGAGCAGAGCUGGGGAAGCUCAGAGAAAAACUGCAGGGUGAGGACAGCCAGGCCAGCCAAAAUGGGGAGGAAGUAAAGGCAGAACCAAACAAUGAUGAUUGUCUCUCUGAGUCAGAAAAGAUGGCAAUGGACUUAAAAGAUCCCAAUCGCCCAAGAUUUACCCUGCAGGAGCUCCGGGAUGUCCUUCACGAGAGGAAUGAACUGAAAUCUAGAGUGUUUUUGCUUCAAGAGGAGCUUUUAUAUUACAAAAGUGAGGAAAUGGAAGAAGAAACUAGAUCCCCACAGCCUACACCCAUAAUUCAGCCAAAACCCUCAACUCAGCCUGAAUCUGGAAUCAAACGACUGUUUAGUUUCUUCUCUCGUGAUAAGAAACGUAUGCAGGCGUCACAGAAAAAUGUCCACUUCCAGGAAACUUUUGGAGAAUGGUCACAUUCAAACAGAGAUGACUCCUACAUGGAACAGGGACAAGAAGCCCUACAACACCUGUGACUAAACCCCUGAGGUGUUUGGUUUGCUGCAGUAGAUCUCGACAGUCUCGGAACAAGAAGCUUCUGUAAAGCAACGCGGCAGCUCGUCACUAUUACUUGCCUUGCACACCUCGGGGGUUGUUCGGACUCUCCAAAAAGGAUCCCUCGCUGUUCACUUGGUGACUGUUUGCUGCAAACGGGAACCCAAGCUUUGUAGUAACAGUUGCUGACACCCUGGGACAUGGAAGCUUCUAGAUGACUUGUUUUGUGCUGAAUAACAAGUCUAUGAUCUUGUUCAUGCAUUAACUACAGUAACACAAGCUUCUUUAAACCAAAAAAGGACCUGUGCCAUUGUUAGAAGUUUGUUUGCAGUGUAUAUCUAGUACAGGGCAAAGAGUCUUUCACCCUGUUUGUUAACACUA
Messenger RNA from Corvus hawaiiensis (hawaiian crow), 1645 nucleotides. RefSeq names its product Rab interacting lysosomal protein like 1 (gene RILPL1). Lineage: Eukaryota; Metazoa; Chordata; Aves; Passeriformes; Corvidae. Gene Ontology annotation, molecular function: protein dimerization activity. The record is from RefSeq and is a predicted model, not a curated record. Gene Ontology annotation, cellular component: cytoplasm; ciliary basal body. The coding region runs from base 37 to 1245 and encodes 402 amino acids. Gene Ontology annotation, biological process: cilium assembly. The transcript has 7 exons.